AUUCUAUGCCGUGAACCCACCUCCCCUUCCCCCCAACCCGCCGCUCUCCUACGUUUCUCCUUCCCAUUACCUUUUUCCUGGUCGGCAGUCGUUCAGAACAGAGCCAGCCACAGGACGCAACAGACAUGGGCCGCCUUACUUCUUGUUGGGAAGCCUUCGUGGUACUUCUGUUCGUAUCGACAACGUUCGCAGGUACAGUGGUAUUCCCGGACGUUGAGUCCUGCACGCUGCACACGGGAGAGCAGGGCCGCUGUUUGCCGCUGCCACAGUGCCCGCCAGUAUUGGAGACGAUUAGGGAAAGGCAUCCUGUCUCGUGUGGCUUCGAGGGUUUUACUCAAAUCGUGUGUUGUCCGAAGGGUGAAGACACCACACCAAGGGAAAAAAUAGUGGACAUUUCCCCUCCUCAAGGAUACGACGCACUGGACUGCGGGAAAAGUGCGGUUAAGGUCAUCCAGGGUUUCGGACCAGGUUUCGGGCUACCAGCCAGUACCGUCUCCUUGAUACGCAGUAGGCGAGCUAACGUUCCUCUGGGGUCACUGGCGGAUAAGGCUCAUGUAACUGUUCCACCCCCAGUGGUUGGGGGUCAGAUCUCAGAAAGAUCCGCUUGGCCAUGGAUGGCAUUAAUUGGGGAGAGAGACCCAGCUGGUAUCAAUUGGUUCUGCGGCGGGGCGCUAAUUAAUGAAUACUGGGUCCUCACGGCGCUCCACUGCUUCCACAACAAAAAGGCCGAUGUGGUGCGUCUUGGAGAGCACGACUAUAGCACAGACAGUGAUGGGGCUAACCCCAUAGACAUUCCAGUGGCGGAGCGGGUACUGUAUCCAGACUACAUAUAUCCACAUGGGUACCAUGACCUGGCCCUGCUCAAGCUGGAAAGCAAAGUUACACUUCAGACAUUCAUCUCACCAGUGUGUCUGCCUUGGGGCAGCAAGAGCGAGGAGAAUAUCGUGAACAGCCAAGCAACAGUCACUGGUUGGGGAUUCACCUUAUUCGGAGGGUUCCCAAGCCCCGAGCUGAUGGAGGUGGACAUCCAGGUGUUCCCUUCCUCCAGAUGUAACAGCAGCUACUCCUCCCUCCUUCAUUUCCCAGACACAUGGCCACGCGGCAUCGGGGAGGAAACCCUGUGUGCCGGCGAUGACGAAGGCGGCAAAGACUCCUGCCAGGGAGACUCUGGUGGACCUCUGGUCACUCGGGAUAGCCGGGGGCGCUACGUAGCGGCUGGCAUCGUGUCGCAAGGCCACGGGUGUGGCCACAAGGACUACCCCGGACUGUAUGCCAACCUGCGCUACCCAGCCUACCUUGCUUGGAUCAAGAAAGUGGCUUUCGGACCUCAGUGAGCUGUUACUUUUGACGGCAAUAAUGCUGUGGUAGGUCAGGGGGUCAAGAUGGGUGAGAGAAACCAUUUUUUCCAGUCUUUAUUAACAGCUAAGCAUAAUGUCCUGCAAAAAAAAUGUUGCGAAUAUAAGUAGUAUUCUCCAUCAUAGAUAACUGUAGAUAUCUAAACUGUAAACGAACAAUCUAUGAAUUAUUCCAACUUUAAUAUUUCGUUUGAAGGACUGAUGAAUCUUUUCUGCUCUACACACUUCAGUUAGAAAAAAGUGAAUGGUGUCUUCAAAGCAUGUUUCUCACAAGAUCUCCUUCGCCAGUCAUCUCCUACCACCACGGCCGAUCCUCACGCGUCCAUUGUGAAGCUUAGCUAGCAGCUCACACAUCUUGUUUAUCCAGUAGCAAGUCAGAGCAUAAUGUUAGCGCGACAGGGUAAACUUCUAAAGCAGACCGCCAACUUUACACAUGGCCUCUUGUAUGAGAGACCUUGGCGGCGCCCUAUAAUUAAUGCAAAGUCAGAGAGGAAACUUGUGUACGUAUACAUUCUGUUGUUGAAAUAAAAUCAAUAAAAAGGUUGCAAGAAAA
Messenger RNA from Portunus trituberculatus (swimming crab), 1908 nucleotides. Its product is annotated as venom protease-like. Gene Ontology annotation, molecular function: serine-type endopeptidase activity. NCBI's taxonomy places the organism in Eukaryota, Metazoa, Arthropoda, Malacostraca, Decapoda, Portunidae. Gene Ontology annotation, biological process: proteolysis. The transcript has 9 exons. The record is from RefSeq and is a predicted model, not a curated record. Bases 126 to 1334 code for a protein of 402 amino acids.